AUGAGAUAUACUUCUCUAUCUGGUCUGUUGAUACCGGUUUAUUUGGUCGUCAUCGUGCUUUCCAAAUUCUUCGACUGUCAGGAUAUCUGCAAAAACCCUGAAUUAGCGACAUAUGAAAAUGUGAUUUCAGAAAACGGUUCAUAUCAAUAUUCUCAUCAUUAUUACUACUUACGAACAAUACGUCACAAUCAGAAGUAUCAAGUUGUUAGUGACAGUUUUAAAAAGUUUAGUACUGAUCAG
Schistosoma curassoni is the source of this 240-nucleotide messenger RNA. The record is from the annotation of a GenBank genome assembly. Lineage: Eukaryota; Metazoa; Platyhelminthes; Trematoda; Strigeidida; Schistosomatidae.